Knipowitschia caucasica is the source of this 675-nucleotide messenger RNA. The record is from the annotation of a GenBank genome assembly. Lineage: Eukaryota; Metazoa; Chordata; Actinopteri; Gobiiformes; Gobiidae.
AUGAAGAUUCAGGGUCUGAGCCAGAAAGUUUUUACACUGAUGAAGAGUUUGAUUAUUGUGAUCGCCAGGAUCCGGCUGAAGACUGUGAAGAGUUUCCACUUCCGUCCACUUCUUCGGCUAGCACCUCCACUGCCUUUGUUCCCCACUUCACACCUCCAACACCUUCACUGCUCCCCUCCCCCACUUCCUCUUCAACAAGGGGCCAAACGACACGUAGAAGCGCAUCUACAGGCCGCAGCAGAUCUACAGGCCGCAGCAGAUCUGCAGGCCGCAGCAGAUCUGCAGGCCGCAGCAGAUCUGCUGGCCGCAGCAGAUCUGCAGGCCGCAGCAGAUCUGCAGGCCGCAGCAGAUCUGCAGGCCGCAGCAGAUCUGCAGGCCGCAGCAGAUCUGCUGGCCGCAGCAGAUCUACAGGCCGCAGCAGAUCUGCAGGCCGCAGCAGAUCUGCAGGCCGCAGCAGAUCUGCAGGCCGCAGCAGAUCUGCAGACCGCAGCAGAUCUCCACCACGGCCCGGGCCUGCACUUGAUCAAGCCAGGAGCUGACAGCCCAGCUGUGUGGUGUGUCGGCGACUGUGCCUCCUGUGAAAGCCCCAGCAGAACACUUGCCAGUCCCAAUAUCACAGCAGGAAGACCCAAGCAGGCGGGCCUCAUAUGGGAGAAGAAGCUGUAUUCACUGUAG